Messenger RNA from Medioppia subpectinata, 2044 nucleotides. NCBI's taxonomy places the organism in Eukaryota, Metazoa, Arthropoda, Arachnida, Sarcoptiformes, Oppiidae. The record is from the annotation of a GenBank genome assembly.
UGGAAACAGGGCGACGAAGAGGAGAAAUGGGCGGAGAAAGCGGUGGACUCUCUGGUGAAGAAGUUGAAGAAGAAGAAGGGAGCGGUGGAAGAGCUGGAACGGGCGCUGAGCCAACCCGGACAGCAGUCCAAGUGCGUGACAAUACCGCGAUCGCUGGACGGCCGGCUACAGGUGUCUCAUCGCAAGGGUUUGCCGCACGUGAUCUACUGUCGUGUGUGGCGGUGGCCGGACCUCCAGUCCCACCACGAGCUCAAACCUCUCGAGCACUGCGAGUACCCCUUUUCGGCCAAACAGAAGGAGGUGUGCAUUAAUCCGUACCAUUACAAGCGUGUGGAGAGUCCCGUUUUGCCGCCAGUUCUGGUGCCCCGCCAUUCGGAGUACCCCUCGUCCAUGAAUAUACCGCAGGCGCCGACGUUUCAUCCGGUAUCGGAGCCAACAAUGCCGCACAACGUGUCCUAUUCGAGCAGUGGGUUCACCACAUCGACAAACGUGGCCGAGACACCGCCGCCGGCCUAUUCGCCGCGCGACGACAACUCGAUGGCCGCCGUUAACGACAACUCAAUGGACACGACUGAUAUGCCGCCCGAUGUGCAACAGAUCGCAUACCAAGAGCCACAGUUCUGGUGCUCCAUAGCUUACUACGAGCUGAACUCGAGGGUCGGCGAGGUUUUCCACGCACAGACCAACUCCAUUGUGAUCGACGGCUUCACCGAUCCGUCCAAUAAUAACAAUCGUUUCUGUUUGGGACUCUUGUCGAACGUGAACCGCAACUCAACCAUUGAGAACACCCGCCGACAUAUCGGCAAAGGUGUGCACCUGUACUACGUGGGCGGCGAAGUGUUUGCCGAGUGUCUGUCAGACUCCGCUAUCUUCGUCCAGAGCCGCAACUGUAACCACAGUCACGGCUUUCACCCGACGACCGUAUGUAAGAUACCGUCCGGCUGUACGCUCAAGAUAUUCAAUAACGCCGAGUUCGCCAGCCUAUUGACCCAAGCGGUCAAUCAGGGGUUUGAGUCGGUGUACGAGUUGACCAAAAUGUGUACAAUUCGUAUGUCGUUCGUGAAGGGCUGGGGCGCCGAAUACCACCGCCAGGACGUGACGUCAACCCCCUGUUGGAUAGAAAUACACCUUCACGGGGCCCUCCACUGGCUCGACAAAGUGCUCACCCAAAUGGGUUCUCCACAGAACCCCAUCUCAUCCGUGUCCUAAUAGUGUAUUGUUUAGUGCGUUUUUAAACCUCUUGGUCCCCACUCUUAACCCCAAUAAGCGCGCAAACAUACACCCCAUCUCUCAUCGGACAACCAGUUACACCCCUAUAGAGCUCUAUACCCCCUGUCCUGUCGGGGGCUGUGGUGUACACAAUACUAUUGUCCCUAAUGUUGUUUUUAGCUAAUUAUGUCUCAACAAUACAAAACAAAAUAGCAGCCAUAUAUACAUCUAUAUAUACACAUUGGUGGCCACCCAUUAUGUGGUGGGGCUCCACAUUUGCCAAUACGACUACUCUCUCCCCUCCAUUGUGUAGCUAAUUGUACACUAAUUUGCAAUACAAUUAUAAUAAUUAUUAUUAUCUGUAUAGCACUCUCACGUUUCUCUCUCAUAGCAAUCAUUGAAAAAUAUUGUUUUUAUUGAUUAUUAUUUUUAUUAAGAAAAUUAUGUUUUUAUUUGAGAUUUUCAUUUCAUUCAUGAAUUUUUUAGGCAAUCAAUCAAACGAUUGAUUGAUUUAUUAUUAUUAGUGAUUAUUAUAAUUAUUUUUGAGUUUAAUUUUGAUCUUUAAUUAUAUGAUUAUUAUUUUGUAGUUAUUUGACUGACUAUGCGGUAUAUAAAAUGCAAUAAUUGUUUAUUUUAGUUAUAAUUUAAUUUACGAUUUAGUUAUUUGAAUGAAAUUACAAUUAAAUCAAAAUAAUAGCAAUUAGUUUCUCAUUUAUUUUUGUGUCGUUAUCUAUAAAAACUUUAUGUAACUUAUAAUCAAAGUAUGCAUUACUCUUACGACUACUAUUAACCCCCAGCUAUUGUAUAGGAGGCGGGCCCUCCCGUUCUCAUAUAA